Messenger RNA from Coregonus sp. 'balchen', 6758 nucleotides. Lineage: Eukaryota; Metazoa; Chordata; Actinopteri; Salmoniformes; Salmonidae. The record is from the annotation of a GenBank genome assembly.
CACGUACCUGCAUGCUAUUGUGAUACCACCCCCCCCUCCCGAGUGCUGUUUUAAAUAGCGAGAGGCAGGUGUGACAUCGACACAAAGUCACAUCUCCUUCUCUAGCGCACCUUACAGUAACCGUGAAGACAACUUGUUCAAGGAGAACCACGACGCUUUUCGAUUCAAUAAACCUUCCAAGUCAACAAAUUACAGGUAACGUUUCCAUCUCUUUUAUCUGAUGAUGUGGAUAUAUACAAAAUAGCGAUUUAUUAGUUUUUAUGUUUGUUUUUUCACGUUUCACUGCAUGACGCAUUUUCAACACUGACAUAAUGGUAGUUUAUUAUUUGCAGCUGUUCGCUUGAUGAAUUGGUAGCCUACACUAUCAGAUCAUACAUUAUAAACGUUUUGGAAUACGGACGUUUUUGUGGUUUUUUGUCUCAUGAUUUAAUUUAAUUAAGGGAUCUACUAAUUAACAGUGGUGGAAAAAGUACCCAAUUGACAUAUUUGACUAAAAGUAAAGAUACCAUAAUGGAAAAUGACUCAAGUUAAAGUGAAAGUCAAUCAGUAAAACAUUACUUGAGUAAAAGUCUAAAAGUAUUUGGUUUUAAAUCUACUUAAGUAUCAAAAGUAAAUGUAUUUACUAAAAUAUAGGUAGAUAAAGUAAAACUAUAAAUAAUUUCAAAUGCCUUAUAUUAAGCAAACCAGACGGUAAAAUGGUCUUGUUUUUUAUUUGUGGAUAGCCAGGGCACACUCAAAUAUAAUCUACAAACGAAGCAUUUUUGUUUAGUGAGUCCCCCAGAUCAGAGGCAGUAGGGAUGGCCAGGGAUGUUCUCUUGAUAAGUGCGUGAAUUGGAUAAUUUUCCUGUCCUGCUAAGUAUUCAAAAUGUAACGAGAACUUUUGCGUGUCAGGGAAAAUGUUUGGAGUAAAAAUAACAUUAUUUUAUUUCGGAAUUUAGGCUAGUGAAGAAAAAGUGAAAGUAUAUUAAUAGUAAAGUACAGAUUCCCCCCAAAACGACUGAAUUACUACUUUAAACUAGUUUUAUUUAAGUACUUUACACCACUGCUAAUUAAUAAUGUGAAAACAAUUAUGGUCUAUUUUAAUUCAACAAUGUUACCCAUUCACUAAGCAAUGUUUUAUUGUCUUAUACACCACCAUGAAUUAAUGACCAAUCACCACACAAAUGGUAGGCCUAUGUUUAUUCACUGGAAUGUUAAUGUUUUUAUUCACGCUGGUAUGAUAGUUUCAUAUUGCCAUUGAUACAACUCAAAGCUUUUGAAAUAAACUUAGUAGUAUCAUCAUCAACAUGUGCAAGCCCAUAAAUGUAAGCAUAAGCAUGAUAGUGCAAUGCAUCUGACUGUUGAUGAUUACAUUUGUAAAUAUUUAAUUGUAUUCGUCCUUAACAAAUCAAUUAUUAGUAGUAGUAGCACUAGUAGUAUAUCCUAACCGUCUGGAUCUCCGUUACUUUAUCAGGAAUGGACAAUAGCAGCAGACUGAUGUUCGCAGUCGUCAUGGUAAUAGCGUACAUGGCGAUGAGAGGCCAGACUCAGAACUCCACAACGGCCCAGAACGCCACAAAUACAGCUAAUACUACUACUACGGGACCCAACACAACAAUGACUCUGACGACUGUGGCACCUAUUGUCAACAACACCGUCACACCUCUCACAGUGAGUUGCCUAGGCUACUUGUCUCACUGGUCUCACAGAGUCUCUGACUAGAAAAAGGAACCACACAUUUCCUCUCACUCUUUUUUUUCCUCUCAACAAAUUAUCACUACUUCUCUCCUCUUCUCUCUCUCUCUCUCUCUCUCUCUCUCUCUCUCUCUCUCUCUCUCUCUCUCUCUCUCUCUCUCUCUUUGCUCUGAAUUCAAACUGUAUUUAAAGUGAAUUUGAAGGAUUUCAGCAAUAAACCUCACACACUGCCAUGGAAACAGAAAACAGAUUUAGCAAAGUACCUGUUUGGGAGUUUCAUUUGCACUCAUAUACUACACUAUUUCAAAAGGAAUGACAAACAUGACAGCAACUAAUGAUGAACUCUUCAUACACAGGGAAACAUCUUAAGGGCGGAAUGUGGAAAGUCUCAGUUCUGUGCUGCUGUGCCAGACAACUGUGAUCCGUCCGUGGCUGGUUCCUGUUUCUUCGUCUCCACCAAGCAGUCCUCGGGACAGACCUUCUCCUUCCAGCUACGAGGAGUGUCCAGCGGCUACAUCGCUGUAGGCUUGUCCACAGACUCCAUACAGGUAUGGAAAACUGCCUUUAGAAUUACUAUACAUUUUACAAUACAAAGGACAAGGGAGUUGGGGUUGGAGAGAGAAGUCAUUUUAACUUUAGGAAAUUCAGGAUUUUGUCAAUUUGGGGUAUUGACAUUUACAUUUUAUUCAUGAAUUGGGAAGAAAUUGCCAAAAUGAAUACUUUUAAAAUUAUUAUUUGUUUAUUUGAAUUCAUCCUCUCUCUCCUCUACAGGGUGGUAAUGACACCACCUAUGUGUGUGCCAACAACAACAGCAUCGUCCAGUUCUUCACCACUCUCUUUGACAAAGGAGUUCUGACUGACACCAACACGGUGAGUUGGACCAAUCAGAACACAGUGUUUAAUUUGUGACUUUCUGGAAAGCCUUUCAGGGCGUGAUUUGAUUCCAGGCAAAUUCAGGAAGUUAACUAUAUUCAAUCAAUGAGUUUGAUGAGUUGGACAAGAUAUUGAGAGCACAAGUAUCAGUAUUCAUGAACUUGAAUUCUAUAUUUUCUGGAUGGUCAUUGAAGUUGGAUUUGACCCCAAUUCUCACACUUAUUCCCUGCAUAUACACUUGGGUGCCAUUUGGGAAACUGCCUGGGAGAAUAACAGUGUACCUGACCAAUUCUACAGUGUAGGCCUACUGACAUUUGUCUAAUGUUCAUUUUGGUUAAUGCUGUUGUGUUGUGUAGAUGGCUGUGAACUCUGUUCAAGGCUCAGUCAACGAUCAGAUCAUCCAGUGCACCUUCAAUGCUACUGUCCCCAACGCUACGGUGACCACGAGCACCCGGGGCUCUGCCACUACCUUCUUCCUCAUGAUCUUAAAAGGGAACUUCACUAACGGUGAGGCACUUUUCCAAACACGCUGCGGGUGAAGUUUCCCCUAGGUACAUAUCUAGGAUCAGCUUCCCCUCCCCAAAUUCUCACAUUAACCAUUACUGGAGGAAAUGCUAAACUGACCUCAGAUCAGUGUAUAGUGGUCCGUCUCUAUCUCACCCUCUCUAUCUCUAUCUCUAUCUCUCUCUCUCUCUAACUCUCUCUCUCUCGCUCUCUCUCCUUGUUCUCGUCCCUCAGGAAUACUGGGUAGUCCCACUGCUGUCCUGUUCAGUAGUAAAGGGGUGGACCUGGGCAACCCCAACGCUACUGUGACCAACUCUUUGAACGCCAACACCACCGCUGGUAAUGCCACCACUACUGCUGCUCCCUCCAGCCACGCCUUUGUCCUGCAGCACACCCUGUCUCAAGGUAAUAAGCCCAUAAGAAGCACCACUAACACUUUAUAAUGAUAACUGAUAACAUGAUUAAGCAUUAAUAAACUAUUUAUAAAAUAAUUUAUAAGCAUUAAAAGCACUGCAAGAACAUGUAUGACCAUUCAUAACAUUGCAAUUCAUGGAAGUUAUUAUGUGUUACCGUAGUAACUCAUCUCAAAUAAUCCCAUGUUACUUAGAGUAGAAAACCAAUAUGAAAGGUUAAAUAAUUUUCUCUCUGUCUCUCUCUCUCUCUCUCUCUCUCUCUCUCUCCUCUCUCUACUUCUCUCCCUCUACUCUACUUCUCCUGUCUCUCUCUCUCUCUGUCUCUCUCUCUCUCUGUUCUCUCUCUCUCUCUCUCUUCUCUCUCUGUCUCUCUCUCUCUCUCUCCUUUCUCUCUCUCUCUCUCUCUCGCUCUCUCUACUUCUCUGUCUCUCUCUCUCUCACUCUACUUCUCUCUGUCUCUCUCUCUCUCUGUCUCUCUCUCUCUCUGUAUCUCUCUCUCUCUCUCUCUCUCUCUCUGUCUCUCUCUCUCUCUCUACUCUCUCCUCCAUAGCUCUCGAUCCUGCUAGGUGUACUAAGUAUGAUGAUGCUGUAAUGCAGGUCUGAAAGUGAAGAUGAAAUGUCCCUUUAAGAAAUAAGAAGUUUAUGUGAAAACAGAUCCUCCAUAUUUGUCUACCCCCAUGUCAUCCUCUACAUGUAACUCAUUUAUUUGUACCAAUUUUAUUUUAUUUUAUUCUCUCUUUGCUGAUAUCGCGUUAUGAAGGAAGACAUGUUUGUCUGUGUUUCUUGGUGUAAGUGUUUGUUUCCGCACACAUACCCCCCUCUGGGUACAGACGUCAAUUCAACGUUAAUUCAACGUCGGUUCAACAUCAUUUAAUUGAAACGACGUGGAAAUGUUGAUUCAACCAGUGUGUGCCCAGUGGGCCAUAGAUGAAGUCACAAGGGCUGCGUUUAGACAGGCAGCUGAUUUCUGAUCUUUUUGCAUCAGAUCUUUAUUCAGAGCUGAUCUGAUUGGUCAAAAGACCAAUUAGUGAGAAAAAAAAAACAGAAUUCGUCUGCCUGUCUAAACGCAGCCAAGGUGGCAGAAAUUGGAAUUUGUGGGUGUAUACUGUGUGUAUAUACUGUGUGUGUGAGGGAUUUUGUGUGUGUGUGAAGGCGUGCACAAUGAUGAAGCCACUGGAUGGUGAACUGUUCCUCCUGAUUACCCUUUUAAAGUAUGUGCAAUUAUGGAAAUAUUUUUAUUACCACAUGUUUUAAAUAAAUACUUUUUACAAUACAUUGGAUGUUUUAUUAUCUUUCAUGGGUCUAAUUUUAUUUAAUCUACUGACGACAAAAAAGGACAACAUUUAACAUACUGUAAUAUACACUCAACAUCUGUACACAGGCUCAACAAGGGCCUAGUGGUUAAGAGUUUUGGGGGCCAGUAACUGAAAAGUUGCUGGUUCAAAUCCCUGAGUCGACCAGGUGAAAAGAUCUGUCUGUGCCCGUAAGCAAGGCACUUAACCCUAGUUUUUCUGUAUAAGAGUGUCUGCUAAAUGACUCAAUAACGUUGAAUAUUUUUCAAGUCAUGUUUGCUGAAAUCCUCCGCAUCUCUACAAUAAAUCAGGUACUUACCCUUAGUCUCUCAGACUUACAGAGACGAGCAGAGCUAGGAUAUAGUACAAUAGAGAGGAAGAGAGCUAGAGCCUCGACUAGAGAUGCUGAUAUCUGAUAGCGAUUCGCUCUAAGAGAGAUGCUAUAUCUUCUCUGUUAUAUCCUCUCUAUCUCUCUCUAUAUCUCUCUCUCUCUAUCUCUAUCUCUAUCUCUCUCUCUGUUUUUGGUCCCAGCCACCCUAUUUCCUACUUAGUGCACUCCUUUUGACCAGGGCCCUAUAUAGGGAAUAGGGUGCCAUUUGGGACGCAAUCUCAGUGUCCUACUUGCUCCUAUACUAAUCCUAGCCAGCCUCAGACCUCACCGCAGGUCACUGAGGGAUACAGUACAUGACAUGAGAUAAUGAUUUGAUUGGUUUGUAUAGUCGCAUUACCGGGCCAGUGUUUCCCAAACUUUGUCCUCGGGAUCCCAAGGGGUGCACGUUUAGGUUUUUGCCCUAACACUACACAGCUGAUUCAAAUUAUCAAAGCUUGAUGAUUAUUUGAAUCAGCUUUGUAGUGCUAUGGCAAAAACCAAAACGUGCACCCCUUGGGGUCCCGAGGACCGAGUGGGAAACCCUGCAUUUCCCUCUCUCUUCUUCUCCAAAAACAUAGAUUGACAGAUUGGUUUCUUAGGCAAAAAUAAAACACAAGAAAGCUACAUUUAAAAGUGCAUCCAUCAUUUAAUUGAAUUCAACAAAAGAACAUGUGAAUCUUACAGAGAAGUCAUUUCUAUAGCCCAGAUCAGAUCAGGUAAAUAUGAAUAGCUAUGUAUCAAUAAAGAGGCUCUGCUUUUAAACAUUUAAGUAAAACCUCUUGUUUUCCAUUGUCCUCUUUAGGGCGCUUUCAAAAGGAAAUGGAUUGUCCAUGGCAAAGUGCAUUUCAUAUUAUGAUGUUGUCAUCCAAAGUCCCGGCACCAUUGACAACACCAACAGAACAUAUAAUGAGCGGCGAUUAGUUGUUUCCCGCUGUCACUCAUAUCGGGGUUGAACAAAGGUAACACUCUCUCAGUGAACUGGUUUCCCCGUGAACUAAUAAAUAGGUGACCUGCCCAUCACAUGACACCAUCCCCUCACCGUCAACCACAAACACCCUUCACCUUCCACGGUUUCUCUCCUAGGUGGAUUAACACAGACUGUCUGUACUCACUUCCUCUCCUCAAAUAUAUCAUCCAAUAGCCCUCCUCGGGGCUCAACGUGACCACGCCCUUCCUGUUGAUGGACUCCAUGGCCACGCCUUGCUCCCAAGCUGACUCGUCUCUGACCUGGACCAAUUGAAAAAGUAUAACUCAAACACUUAUAGUCUUGUAGUAGCAUUUCCAAUACCUAUAGGUAAGGUUCCUAUAGGAUUACCUAUACCAACAGUAUCACCAGGUGCAUGGACAGAAACGGUAUACUGAAAAAUAAAACAAACUCCAGCCCUUUGGUGAUCCUGAUGCUCCACAGAUUUAAUGUCUUUUAACAAUUAUUUUUGUCUCAACAGACCUUAAUCAGGUAAAAUGGUUUUUCAAUUUCAGUACAAACCCACCUCAACCUCCCAGUAGGUCCGGGAGGCUCUGCUUCGUGUCCCCAUCCAAGACCAUCUUACCAUCUUCAGACAGGACCAACCAGAGGUUGGCAGUGCUCGGGUGCAAGGAUACGUCAACUAUGAGGAGACAGAAGAUAGAUAA